UAAAACUGUGAUAAUCCGGCCGAGUGGGUGAACCAUCCAGUACCACGAUUAGAUUGCUGAAGAAAUGGGCGGUGCACGGAACCUUUUGUUGCUCUCCUCGUCGCGUUUGCACGGCCAUGGAUAUUUGGAGCACGCCCGCGGCCAACUGGAGGAUCUCUUCAAGGGGGCCAAUGUGAAGACGGUGCUCUUCGUUCCAUAUGCUCUGCGGGAUCACGACAAGUACACGGCCACGGUGCGGGAGGCCCUGAAACCCUGGGGCUACAACGUAGAGGGACUGCACACGAAGGCGGAUCGCGAGAAGGCGCUCAAGGAGGCGCAGGCCAUCUUCGUGGGCGGCGGCAACACCUUCGUCCUGCUGCGCACGCUCUACGAGAUGAAGCUGCUCGAUCCGAUCCGGGAACUGGUCCUCCAGCAGGGAUUACCCUACGUGGGCAGCAGUGCGGGCACGAAUGUGGCCACCCGAUCGAUCCACACCACCAACGAUAUGCCGGUCGCCUAUCCGCCGAGUUUCGAGGCACUGGCCCUCGUCCCUUUUAAUAUUAAUCCGCAUUAUCUGGAUCCCGAGGUGGGAAGCCAGCACAAGGGCGAAACGCGGGACGAAAGGAUCGAGGAGUUUGUGGCCUAUCACAAGCUUCCAGUUCUGGGUCUCCGGGAGGGCACAAGUGUCCGGGUUCAGGGCGAGAAGGCCACGCUCCUGGGGGAUCGGAAUGCCAAGCUAUUCAAGCCGGACGGCGGACCCGAGGAACUUGCCCCUCAAGCGGAUCUCAGCUUUCUGCUGCACAAAUGAUGGUUUAUAGCUUUUAACCGAACCCACAAAAACCGAGAGAAACCUCUAAACUUAUUGUACAUAUGCACAAACAUAAUUUGUAUUAUUCUGCAAUAACAACAAUUCCUACAGAUAAACAGUACACAUACACUAAUUUUAAACUAUGACUAAAUGUAUAAAAAGUGUUUUUGGGACUGCUGGCGAUUGUCCAUGUAUAUUAAAUUUUGUAAUAAAUUAAUCGGAUUUUCCCUUUGUAAUCGUAA
Molecule: messenger RNA, 1029 nt
Organism: Drosophila ficusphila
Lineage: Eukaryota; Metazoa; Arthropoda; Insecta; Diptera; Drosophilidae
Product: probable alpha-aspartyl dipeptidase
Exons: 3
Coding region: 65-787 (240 amino acids)
Biological process (GO): proteolysis
Molecular function (GO): serine-type peptidase activity
Source: RefSeq, a predicted model, not a curated record